AUGUCGCCUCACGCCCUCACUGAGCAGCUCCAAGACGAAGAGCUUCUUGCGUCGUUCAAUGUCACAAGCAAUGGCUUCCUCCCUUCCGAAGAGCCCCUCAAGUUCCUUCCCGGCUCUUAUUAUGAGCCCUGGGAGCUUUUGAUUCACAAUAUCCAGGGUCUUCUGGCCAAUGGCACACUGAGGCAAAGAGUUGAGCAAUUACCGGUGCUGUCGACAGACGUUCUCAGGACGGAGGCCGAAUGGAGGAGGGCUUAUGUUAUCCUGACCCUCCUGACACAUGCAUAUGUUUGGGGAGGUGAUAAGGCUGCAGAGGUCCUGCCUCCCGCAAUAUCAGUACCUCUUCUCGCCGUGUCGCGGCACCUCGAAGUGCCGCCAGUAGCAACAUACGCGGCUCUUAACCUAUGGAACUUCACCUCAUCCACGGACUGCUUCACCGACCUCGAUAGCCUCAAGUCGCCGCACACCUUUACGGGCACCGAGGACGAGUCUUGGUUCCUCUGUGUCUCGGUCGCCAUGGAGGCACAAGGCGCCUAUAUCAUGCCCAUGAUGCUCAGGGCCCUGAGAGCCAUUCACACGCGCGACUUCGACGCCAUCACCGCCGCCCUGGAUGAACUGUCGAUCUGCAUCAGGAAGGUCGGCGUGCUCCUGGACCGCAUGCGCGAGAGGUGCGACCCCAUGGUCUUCUACCACAAGAUCCGGCCGUUCCUGGCCGGUUCCAUGAACAUGGCCGCCGCCGGCCUGCCAAAUGGCCUCUUCUACGACGAGGGCAACGGGAAAGGGUCGUGGCAGCAGUGGCGCGGGGGAAGCAACGGGCAGUCGUCGCUGAUCCAGUUCUGGGACGUCGUGCUGGGCGUGACGCACACGUCCGAGGGGAGCAACAACCCGCACGCCAAGGCCGGCAGGCCCGAGGAGAAGAGCUUCCACCAGGAGGUGAGGGAGUACAUGCCGGGCGGGCACCGGCGUUUCCUCGAGCACGUCGGGCGGUCGGGCAGCAUCCGCGCGCUGGCCAUGAUGCCGACGGCCGGGGAGAGGCACGCCAGGAUGCAGGAGGCAUACGCGGCGGCCACCAAGACGCUGACCGAGUUCAGGAACAAGCACCUUGGCAUCGUGACCACCUACAUUGUCAUUCCGUCCAGGAAGCCGUGGACGGGAGACGUGGGCAAGAAGGCCGUCAACCUGGCGACCUCGUCGACUCGGCAGCAGAACGAGAACAAGGACGCCGGGAAGUCUGGGGCCGACAAGGAGCUGACGGGGACGGGAGGCACGGCGCUGCUGCCAUUCCUGAAGCAGGCCAGGGACGACACUCACGAGGCUGGGCACCUGGUGCGGGAAACCGCCAUGGCGAAGCGAUGA
Diaporthe citri is the source of this 1353-nucleotide messenger RNA. RefSeq lists its product as uncharacterized. Gene Ontology annotation, cellular component: cytoplasm. Gene Ontology annotation, molecular function: metal ion binding; heme binding; indoleamine 2,3-dioxygenase activity. NCBI's taxonomy places the organism in Eukaryota, Fungi, Ascomycota, Sordariomycetes, Diaporthales, Diaporthaceae. Bases 1 to 1353 code for a protein of 450 amino acids. The transcript has 2 exons. The record is from RefSeq and is a predicted model, not a curated record. Gene Ontology annotation, biological process: 'de novo' NAD+ biosynthetic process from L-tryptophan.